AUGAAAACUUCAUCAGAUCCACCUCUUCUAGCCCAAUAUGGAUCAUUGUUACGUCAACCAACUCAAAUUCUGGCGGCGUCGCAGCGUAAGGAUCAACAGUGUGAAGUGAUAGAAGAAUGUGAACUACCCUUGAUUGAUCUUGGAGGUCUGAGGAGUUGCAACCAUAAUGUGAGACAGGCUUGUGAGGAAGCAAUUGCUAGGGCAUCAUCAGAGUGGGGUUUUUUCCAGGUAGUGAAUCAUGGGAUCAGUCCCAAGCUUAUUGGGGAGAUGAGAAGAGAGCAAGUAAAGGUUUUUGAAACACCCUUUGCAAGGAAAGCUAGUUGUGGGCUUCUCAAUAAUUCAUAUACAUGGGGGAAUCCUACUGCUACUUCUUUAAAGCAUUUCUUUUGGUCUGAGGCCUUUCAUAUUCCUCUCACUAAGAUUUCAGAUGAGGCUUGUUAUGGGGAGUUCAGCACUCUAAGGGAAGUGCUGGAGAAAUUUGCAGCAGCAAUGUCAAGUCUUGCACGGUUACUUGCAGGAGUUCUAGCAGAGAAUUUGGGUCAACCAGAGGGAGUUCUUGAAGAAAUUUGCAAUGAAAGUAGCUGCUUUCUUCGCUUAAAUUGCUAUCCCAAGUGUCCAAUACCAGGGAUUUUCGGUUUAGUGCCUCACACAGACAGUGACUUCCUUACCAUUCUUCAUCAAGAUCAAGUUGGAGGGUUGCAACUCAUGAAAGAUUCCAAAUGGGUUGCUGUAAAACCUAAUCAAGAUGCACUUAUCAUCAACAUUGGCGAUCUUUUCCAGGCUUGGAGCAACAACGAAUAUAAAAGUGUGGAGCACAAGGUGAUAUCUAAUGGGAAGGUGGAAAGAUACUCAAUCGCCUACUUUCUAUGUCCUUCUUAUGAUUGCUUGAUCAAGAGUUGCAGAGAACCUUCCAUAUAUAGAAAGUUUUCUUUUGGAGAAUAUAGGAAACAAGUUCAAGAAGAUGUGAAGAAAACUGGACAUAAAGUGGGGCUUUCGAGAUUUCUCCUUUAGGUCGGU
This is a messenger RNA of Telopea speciosissima, 1017 nucleotides long. RefSeq names its product gibberellin 2-beta-dioxygenase 6-like. The record is from RefSeq and is a predicted model, not a curated record. The transcript is spliced from 3 exons. Gene Ontology annotation, molecular function: dioxygenase activity. Lineage: Eukaryota; Viridiplantae; Streptophyta; Magnoliopsida; Proteales; Proteaceae. Bases 1 to 1011 code for a protein of 336 amino acids.